Messenger RNA from Periconia digitata, 1114 nucleotides. The record is from the annotation of a GenBank genome assembly. NCBI's taxonomy places the organism in Eukaryota, Fungi, Ascomycota, Dothideomycetes, Pleosporales, Periconiaceae.
CCCAAAAAAUCGAUGGCACUUCGAGAAGACGUUAUAUGGCAAGCCGGAAGCGGUUUUGAAGCUUUCAAAGGGUACAUUUCAGAGCAUGAAAGCCAUAUUUUCGGCGUUUGGAUAUCUAUAAGCCUGCUUCAAGUAACCGGUGUUAGGCCAAAAUGUACUCAAAUGUGUCUCAACUGUAUCGAAUAUACCGAUAGCUAGCAUCGCGCAUCAAUGCGAAUGUUUCCGAUUUUUUGGGUGAGGACAUCGACCACACUGAGGAUCCUGCAGCGCACAGUAUUGAUGCGCAAACACCAGCGGGAGAGUACCAUGGAGAACAUCUCUUCCCUACUGAUUUUGAUUUGCUAUCGGGAGCACCAGACAGUCAACUGGCUGCAUUUGGCAGCCCCCAAGCAGAUUACAUGACCAUGUUCGCAUACCCAGUAGCGUCCACUCAUUCCGAAGAGAUAUUGCCAGAGUGCGUGGGUCGCCGUGAGACAGCUCGUCCCAAUCCAUUUCAAAAUAGCCCACAGCUAGGCGAUCCGAUCAUGGCUCAGUAUGACGAGCUGAGUCCCUUUUACCCUGCUGAGGAUACUGUUCAUACGUCUCCAUCCUAAAGUUAGAUGUGCCAUGCAUUCGCCACGAGUAGAGGAGCAAGUCAGGCUUAGAUAGAUUAAUCAACAGGGGCCUACAAGGGACACCAGAAGGUCUUUUGACUACGCAUAUCGCUUUUGUUGGCCGAAACUGAACUGAAAACUGAACUGGACAUCUUGCAUUUUCGACGGUCCUAAAUCGCAGUAUGCUGCAUUUGCCCUGUGCCCUGUUCGCUAGAUGAAAUGAUAGACGUUGUCGCAGUGCAAGUGAAGGACCGGUCGUCGGCACUAGGGACAGUUCCCCGAGACACUAAGACUAGAUCUGCAUUGCAGCAGUUCCGGUGCGGAAGCUUAUUCCAACAUGAAGUUGACGACAGCACCGAUUGCUAUACCCAAAGGGGAUAAGUGACCGCUGCGUAUUGGUUAGCUCGUCGGUCCAAUGUCCCAUCUCUAGCUCACAGCUAAUUGGCCGGAGUCGCUCUUCAGGCAGCUAUAAUUAUUGCUGCUACCCACUGUCCGCUCUCACGCACUUCUUGCCUCCCUGC